This is a messenger RNA of Carassius gibelio (silver crucian carp), 3901 nucleotides long. Its product is annotated as ubiquitin-like-conjugating enzyme ATG10. Gene Ontology annotation, cellular component: intracellular anatomical structure. Gene Ontology annotation, biological process: macroautophagy; protein lipidation; protein modification by small protein conjugation. The coding region runs from base 877 to 1494 and encodes 205 amino acids. The record is from RefSeq and is a predicted model, not a curated record. The transcript has 6 exons. Lineage: Eukaryota; Metazoa; Chordata; Actinopteri; Cypriniformes; Cyprinidae. Gene Ontology annotation, molecular function: Atg12 transferase activity.
GAGCGAUAGAGCAGUUUGCGCUGGUGUGGAUGUUCUUAAUGACAGCUACGAGUUUAUGCAGUAGCAAUGUAUAUAUAUCAGACAGUCGGCGUUUUAAAAGUUACAACAAAGUAAGAAAAAAACGUGCAAUGCAGUUAAUACAGCAACGUUGCUGCUGACUUUAUAAAGAUGUGCUCUCGAGUGCUGCACGGUUGACGCGACACGAGAGCUGACGCUCAAACUGUUGUUGCGUGUUUUAUGUCGAUCUGAGCUGUAGUGCCCGAGCUCAGCUCAAUUAAGACGAUCUAUAACGCUUUUAUGUAACGUCAAUAUCAGUGAAGGGUGUUCCCUGAAAAUAUGUUAAUCAGACGCAUGAUCUGGUUCUGUUUCUGAAGGCUGUCUUCAUAAGCUGAGAUGUCAAUACAAUGAACUGAUAUUUAGAAGUUUAAUGCGAUUUAUAUCAUUUUAGAUGAUAAAAUACUUCCUUUCCACAUUUAAUAAACAGAGACAUCUGCAUUAUUAUUAAAACAGCAUGUAGAUCAUUCAUAGAUUAAAAUAUAAAUUUUUCAUUUCUCUUUGGAGUGUUACAAGCUCUUGGUAGUACAUGAAGAAGAUCUGUAAAGUUGCAAAGACUAAAGUCUCAAAUCCAAAGAUAUAAUCUUUAUUAAAGUUAAGACUCUGCCACGCCCCCCCUAAAAUGGCUAAUUUAACCCCCCCCCCCCCCCUCCAUGUUCAUGACACUAUGUGGAAAUAUUUGCUAAUACAGCCCAAAUGUUCAUGCAAAGAAAGAAGAUGUGGUUUCAGUAAGUGCAGUUAGUGUUGGAGCAGCCAUGACAUCCCUUUGCUGUGUGUAUCUAUGCAAAUACAAAAUCAUUUUAUUUGGUCUUCCGAAAGUAGAUGCAUUUAGGAAUCUUUAAGAUUACUUACAACAGAACUGCAACGCAUUUUAUGGACGACUGUUUUGUGAACCUAGGAGAGGAGGUAAUUCUGACUUUGCUACAAAAUUCUGUAACUUCUGAAUCAGCUAAUAUGGCAGGUGAGAGAAACCCUGCGUCAUGUUACCUGGAUGAAAGGACCUUUCGGCUUUGCUGUCAGCUCUUUCUCCAGCACUCUGAGACCAUCCAGGACGGCUGGAGCUGGGAGCAGAUCAAGGGCACUGAUGAAGGCUUCAUGAAGAAGACUGUUAUCAUGCCUGUAAAACCAAGCGUUUUGCACAAACAACAUGAGUAUUCCAUACAGGAUGAAAACAUGGUGACAGAUGAUAUCCAGGCAAACGUUGAGGAUGAAACGGCUGGAGUUCAGGCAGUAUGUGAAAUUCACGCUGUGCUGCGCUAUGAAUACCACGUUCUGUAUUCUUGCAGCUAUCAGAUCCCCGUCCUCUAUUUCAGAGCCUCCACGUUAGAUGGGCGACCCCUGUCUCUCGAGGAGGUGUGGAGCAAUGUUCAUCCGAACUAUAGACAGAGACUACAGCAGGGACCCUGGGACACACUGACCCAACAGGGGCGGGGAGCUUAGAUGGGGGGGGGGUCCCGUUCCCCCCUGGGAUUUACGCCUAUGGUACCACUGAUGCUAACAGUGAGGUCUCGUCGAGGGAAUUUGAAAAGUCAGCACGUCUUCAGUGCUUGAACGGUAACAGAGUAAUGCAUCCAGACAGUUGAUGUUGUGAAUUUUUAUGCAGAUGGUGACAGUGCAUUGAGGUUGUUUUUAUUUGCAGAGUAGAGGAGAUUUUUUAUUAUUUUUUAUUUUUUUUUGAGGUUUUGGAUAACUGGAUUAAAACGGUGCUUACUGACAGCAAAGUUUUUGUCGAAAGUGGUGCCAUUGGACCUUGCAGUCUUCCUCCAGCCACUUCAAUUAAAACACUCAUCUAUGAAUACUCAACACUUAAAAUCAUGUAUGUAUUACAUAGAUUUAUCACUUAUGAACCCGAAAAGAGGAAAUAUUCAUGCAUUUUGCAUUUUUACUGUUUUUCUUUCGGUUCAAACUGUGUGCUCAAUAUAUCUUUAAUUAUUCUCAGUACCUGAGAGUUCAGAUGACUGGAUACUUGUUGCUGUAUGGUCUGUGAUGUCUUUUCCAAAUGUACCUAUUGUAAUGUAACAGUUUUGUAGAUAUUAUUCAUUUCUGUGCAUUUCUGGAGUAAAACCCUUUUUGGUUAUUUCACUUAGACUGUCAGACAGUUUUGGAAUCAUAAAAAUUACUUUCUCUCCUGGAGUGAACCUGGAGUGUUGUGUUCCUUGUCUGUGUUUGUGUAGCCAGUAUUCAUGCAGAAAGGAACUCUUUUUGUGGAAACUUUUAAGCAUUUUGCGUAAGGGGAACUUUAACUUACCGCAAUAGGAAACUGGAAAUAUUUGUUUCAGCAAUAUGGACUAUGUUUAUUUAAACGAGAUAUUAUCACAGAUACACCUCGUGUCUUUACUGUAGGCGUCUUUUUAGGGGCUUUUGAUAAUUGCUGGUACAUCAGCAUUCCAGACAGUUUGUGUUUAUGGUUUUUGCAGUGGCUGCAUUUACAGUAUAUGCUCUUUCAUCAGUGUUUUAACAGCAAUUUAUGUACGUAACUUUUGUGGCAGAUCUAUUAAAGUUAGUUAAACCAAGUCUUUUGGCAUUUAUUGCUCAGUUAGCUACCCGUCAACUAUAUUUUUAAGACUUUAUAAACAAAAUAUACUUGUGAUACAGUAUGUCAUGUAAAUAUGUUUAAAGUGAUCAUUUGCAUUACAUUUAUCCAAAGCUACUUACAAAAGAGGACAAUCGAAGCAAUCAAACUAACAAAAUACACAGCCACCACUGUGUGUAUAUAUAUAUAUAUAUAUAAGGGUUGUGAGUUCGAGUCUUGAGCAGACAGGAAGUGUGGGUGGGGGGGGUGUGCAUGUACAGUCCAGACCCUCCAGAAAAACGCAGAUUUUUUUUGUGAUUGUUGCGGGCAAAAAUCCUUGAUUUUGCGCCACGUUUUCUUAAAAAAUUCGAUUGAAUAUGCGGGAUAUUUUUGCAAUUUAUGCUAUGAAAUUGCAUGAACUUAAACUGCGGUUUGAUGUUUUGGCUACUACCUUAAUGUAAAGAGUAAUUUCUUAUUACUUCCUAUGAUAAGCGAGCAUACUAAAUCACAGAAUAUUUAAGUUGCAAUCUCUUACUGCAACGUAAAUUAUUUUACAUACAACUAAUAUAAUUACAAUUAAGUUUUUGGUACUGUUCUGUAACAAAAAAGUGCAAUCUUACAACUGUAAAGUUGCAUCAACUUCUGAAUGAAACUAAAACAGAGUUAGUAGCCUAGUGAGAAGGGGGUGUUGGGGGAAUCACCUUUUUUUUCUCUAUUUCAUCAAACCGCAGUUUUCGCAAGUUCUCGCAAUAUAAUUUGGCUCCACUGUCAUGUAACAAAUCGGGAAACUGCUUCGCGCUUUCUUUUGCGCUUAUUUUUGUUGGCAAAUAAGAAUGAUUUGCGCGCUUCAAGUUUCACCCUGGUUUCACCGCGAGGUUUGCAGAUGAUGUUCACGUCAUGUAAUUACGUCACUUCAUAAGUUUCCCAUGGCAAUAGGGGAAAAUGGCGCUUUACUUGUGUGAAGUAAACGCAACAUUUUUCAACUUUCUGCUAAUAUAUAUGUGAGUUUUUUUGCAACGAAAAUACAGGGAUUAUGAAAUCAUGCUAGCCCCGCAUAUUUUGCUUUCUGAAAUCGGUAAUUUAUGCGGCAAAAGAGCGGCAUAUUUGAAAAAGUGCGACCCCGCAUAAAUAUGCGGCCUUUGGCUGAUUAUGCAUUAAAUCAAGCGAUCGCAUAAUCACGUUUUUCUGGAGGGACUGUACAGUGCUCUCUCCACCCUCAAUACCAUGACUUGAAGCAUGAAUAGCUUAUACUGGCAUUACCAGAAGUAAGUUAAUGAUUCCAAGACUUUAUUCAUUAAAAAUGACUUAACAUUAUAAAGGAAGUAAGAGAAAAAU